Molecule: messenger RNA, 1715 nt
Organism: Agelaius phoeniceus (red-winged blackbird)
Lineage: Eukaryota; Metazoa; Chordata; Aves; Passeriformes; Icteridae
Product: galanin receptor type 1-like
Biological process (GO): G protein-coupled receptor signaling pathway
Cellular component (GO): plasma membrane
Molecular function (GO): G protein-coupled receptor activity
Source: RefSeq, a predicted model, not a curated record
AUGGAUUCGUCCCCCCCAGAACCCGGGGCCCCCCCUGACCCUCUGCAGCUCUGGCAGGAGGAGAACCAGACCCAAGGCGGGCUCUGGAACGGCAGCCAGGAGCUGGGGUGGGAAGAGCUGGAGAAGAUGCUCUUCCUCUUUGCAAAGGAGCCUGUCACCAUCAGCCUCACGGUGAUGUACUUGCUGUCCUUUGUGGUGGGCUUCGUGGGCAACAUCAUGUCCAUCAGGGUGCUGACCCGCAAGCGCCGGAGCCGCGCGUCCAGCCUGAGCGCCACCCGCAGCCUCCUCAUCAACCUGGCAGUGUGUGACCUCAUGGUGGUGUGCAUCUGCAUGCCCAUCACCGUGGGCAACCUCAUCUACAAAGCCUGGGUGUACGGGGACUUCCUCUGCCGGGCAGUGCCCUUCAUCCAGGCCGUUUCUGUGUCCGCCAGCGUCCUCAGCCUGACGGUCAUCAGCGUGAACCGGUACUACAGCGUGCACAACCCGCUCAACGCCCGCUCCUUCUUCACCCAGAAGAGGAUCCUCAGCACCAUCCUGGUGGUGUGGUUGCUGUCCUCAGGGAUAUGCAUGCCCCUCAUCUUCAUGAACAAACGGGAUGAGAUCGGGGUGGUGGAGGGCUUGCCCCUGGUGUUUUCCAUCUGCAGGGAGAUCUGGCCUCAGGAGAGGCUCAAGCAAGCCUACAACUUUCUGCUCUUCUGUGCCCUGUACUGCCUGCCCGUCCUGUUCAACAUGGUGAUCUGCUUCCUGACGGUGAGGCGCCUGUGGAGCCGCAGCAGCCAGCUGAAGGAGAGCUCUGCCCUGAACCGGUCCCUGCCGGCCUCCAGGCUGAAGAUCCGCAGGAAGGUGGCACAGAUGGUGGUGGCCCUGGUGCUGCUCUUCGCCAUCUCUUGGCUGCCCGUCUACCUGAUGGACAUCUGGAUUGAUUUCAACAUCCCCAAGUCUCUGCAGGAUGUGACUCCUUCUCCUUGGAUCCUGCAGCUCAGGCCUUUUGCCCAGUGGCUCGGCCUCACCAAUUCCAGUCUCAACCCGAUAUGUUAUUGCUUUGUUGGGAACCUCUACAGAUCAGCCAAGGAAAUGAAGAGCAAAUACCACCAAAGGAUGAUCUCUCUCUUUAACUUCUCUCUGUCUGAAGGGACAACUCAUUCCUCAGUCCCAGAGCUGCUCUCUUACCGGAGUUCAGUGGAGCCUGCAAGGAAAGGACCCUCCAGCACCCCCUCCAUGGACAGGAGAUGUCAGGGAAGUCAUGGCCAUAAGAACAAGUUUGGACACUUGAACUCCUGCCAGCAUCCACCUCUGAAUACUGUCUCCAGUGAGAACACUUCCUUGUAAUUCUGCUCAGGAAGUGCCACUCAUGCCCUCAUCUGCAUUCCAGGACUCUGGAGAUCUUUCUGAACCCGGUAUUUUAAUGAUGGAAAAGAGCUUUCUUCUAAUAACUCUUGAUACCAUUUCAAAAAUGCUGUGACAGGGAAACAAACAGGUAAUGAGAUAAAAAGAUGAUGUAUUUUAACUCAGAUGAAAUUUUAAGACAAAUUAUUUUUACUGGGGACAACUGGAUGUGCAGCCCGUUGCCCAGUCAACAGUCACAUAAUUAGGCAGAUCAAGUUCCCAACGAGUGAGCUCUCCCUGCAGCUCCAUCCCUGGAUGCAGAGAUGCUGUUUGGGUACAGCAACGAUUUGACUGCUUGCUGCUGCUCACACUUGCUGAUGAAGAGCAGU